This is a messenger RNA of Aspergillus heteromorphus CBS 117.55, 932 nucleotides long. RefSeq lists its product as uncharacterized. The transcript has a single exon. The record is from RefSeq and is a predicted model, not a curated record. Bases 113 to 844 code for a protein of 243 amino acids. Lineage: Eukaryota; Fungi; Ascomycota; Eurotiomycetes; Eurotiales; Aspergillaceae.
GAGCAAGAGGCUGGCCCUCUAAUAUCUCGAAUCCUCCCGACGCUGUCUACCAAACAGAGCCAACAGCUCACUAACUACCAAUAUCGACAACUUCAACAAGCCAUCAGCCAAAAUGGUUGCCUGGCUCAAGAGAUCAGUUUCAGCCUCGACAUCGACCUCCCUCCGCAGGAGUAAGGAAACGCGCCGCAGACGCCAAAACAGACCGGCCGUAUACGCCACGCCAUCUACUUCCGCUUCUGCGUCGAUUUCGCCCUCCCCCUCCCUUCGCAAAAGUAGCGCCAAGCGCUUCAACCCGAAACCCCUCCGCCUCACCGACUACGCCCACCCUCUUCCAUGCAUCUGCAACGAUAUCUUGUCGAUUGCAUUGGAUGGGGCUCUGGGCACGACGUCCAUCUCCGGGAGGGAACCCACCAAAUUGACUCUCGAAGACCUCCAACGUAUCAUCGACCCAAUCGAGAGAAUAAGCCGCUGCGACAAAUGCACAAAGGAAGAAGCUUACCUGCACUUCUUCCACAUCAUCUGCAACGGCACCAUGGAGCAAUACAGGCUCUUCUACCACGCCUUGGUGGACGACUUUCACGGCCUCGAAGACGAGACCGACACCGACGACAGUACUGAGCGCCGUUCCAACGGCAUACGACCCCUCCAUCCUACAUGCUGCCAGUACAUCAUCGAAGGCGAACGCAUCAUCGCCUGUAUCGACCGAUUCAUGAGAAUCGUUGAUGGACACGACACCUACGACUACGACACCUGGUAUACGGUACGUAACCAGGCGGAACAGCUAGUGAACGCGACGGAAGAGCUGGGGACGGGAGUGAGGUUUGGGGCCGAAAUGGAUGUUUGAGGGAGUGAUGCCUUUAAAGGCACACCCCUGUGUAUAUAGGUAUACUAUAUAUAGGGAAGUGGGAGGGACAAGCCCCUGGCCCGUAUGG